ACACUGCCACACUGCCACCAGAAGCGAUACUUUCCUUAUAUACUCAGCGGCAGAAUUCUCCUGCCACAAGUGACCAAAACGCGAUGAACGCACCACCGGCGUUUUCAGCUCUGGUAUCAGUUCUACCUCUUCCAGGUCAAAAUCUCCUCAAACACGACCAUCAACUUAGCUCUCCAUUGACCUCCUACCUUCGUUUGCAAGAAGGUCUCUGGCUUCUCGAUAAUGAUAUCGACCCAUACAUAGGAGGAUCCUUUCAUCAUUCGCCUCUCCUACUGUCCUUAUUUUCAACCAUAGUACCUCCACUCCCAAUUAUAUGGGCUGUAUCCGAUGCAAUAGGAGCGUGGGCACUUCUCCACAUAUGGCGCGCACGCCAGGGUCUACCAUCGCAAGAGGUUGCGAGGUCCAACGUAGAAAACCUUAUCACAAGCGUGUACGAUCUAUCAGCAUAUUUCGAGUACGCACCUAACGCACCGCACAGCUACUUGCUGAAUCCUUACCUUCUCCUUCCAUCACUUGCGCUAUCAACAUCUACAUUCGAAAAUACGCUUACUCUCCUUGCUCUCAUGUUUGCAUCUCAAGGCAAAGUAUCUUAUGCCCUCCUCGCUAUCGCGUUCGCAGUUCACCUCACCCCCUCCUCUAUUCUUCUACUUCUCCCAAUUCUCAUGGUACUCGUCUCCUCUCCCGUGUCUCGCCUCGCUUCCCCACGUCCGUUUCAUGGUAACCUCAAGCGUAUACCGUUCCUCUUUGGUGAGUUCACAAUAUACUGGCUCGUCCUUGUAGGCGCAGCAUGCAUUAUUACGGGCGGAAGCUGGAAUUGGGUCAGGGCAUCAUGGGGCGCAAGCCUCACGCUACCAGACCUCACGCCUAACCCCGGUCUUUGGUGGUACUUCUUCACUGAGAUGUUUGAUCAUUUCAGACCAUUCUUCCUCAUGGUCUUUUCCGUUCAUCUUGUCAUAUACAUAUUACCCAUCUGCAUAAAAUUCCAACACGAUCCUCUCUACGCCGCGUUCCUUCUUGUAGGCGUCCUGGGAACGUUCAAGGCGUACUUAACUCUCGCAGACCCAGGGUUGUUCCUAAGCAUGAUAGCCAUCUUCCCUGAAGUACAUGGUUACCUUCGACACCCCAUCGUCACUACACUCCUCCACUUACACGCUGCGCUCCUCCUCCCACUUCAACAUGUACUCUGGGUGAGCGAGGGCCGUGGGAACGCGAAUUUUUACUAUGCUGCAAGUCUUGUUAUGGGUAUGGCGGGUGGUGCGGGGCUUGUGGAUGCAUGUUGGGCAGGGAUGCGGAUUGCUGUGGGGGAUGCGAAAAUGUGGUCUGAGGAAAAGGUAGAUGGUGACGAUGGCAAGGGCAAGGUAAUAUGGCGGGAGGUGGUACAACAGUGAGGGGCAAAAAUUGUUCGAGGCUGGUUGUCAUUUUGCGUACAUAUUUUGAAUGCGCCCGAUAUAAGCACCCAGAUCGGCAGUGGAAAUCUAGUGGCUGCUUGCCAUAAUUUGGAUCAACUUCUUGUUGUCUUUUUUUAUGUACAGUAACGUCACCUAAUUGUCUACAGCAUGGUACAGCAUAGUAUCAGAUGUGUGGUGUUGUUUGGAUUGCAGU
Molecule: messenger RNA, 1602 nt
Organism: Suillus bovinus
Lineage: Eukaryota; Fungi; Basidiomycota; Agaricomycetes; Boletales; Suillaceae
Product: PIG-U-domain-containing protein
Exons: 9
Coding region: 84-1388 (434 amino acids)
Biological process (GO): attachment of GPI anchor to protein; protein localization to cell surface
Cellular component (GO): GPI-anchor transamidase complex; membrane
Source: RefSeq, a predicted model, not a curated record